AUGGACGACCAAUAUCCAGAACUGCAACUGCCGGAAUCACGAGUGCUGAUCGUUAUAACGGGUGGCACAAUAUGCAUGCGAAAAUCUCCAGACGGACUGGUACCUGCGCGGGGCUUCCUCAAAGCUGGACUUGCACCGAGGCCAGUUUUCAACGAUGGAUCUUACCCGGAACCUUUGGAGAUUGUUACCGACGACAAAGGCACACGCAAAGCCGUGCAAAGUCUCAGGACUCCGGUUAGCACAUAUGAACGCCGCGUGCGGUACUGCGUACUUGAGUUUGAAAAGUUGCUCGAUAGUAGCUCCAUCGACUCCAAUGGCUGGGAUCAGAUCGCGCGAACGGUCCAACGGAACUACCAACUCUUCGAUGGCUUUGUUAUAUUGCAUGGCACAGACUCGCUUGCCUAUACAUCAUCGGCUUUGAGUUUCAUGUUCCAUAACCUGGGGAAGCCUGUCAUUUUGACAGGAUCACAAGCGCCAAUGAUGAACUUGCAAACCGAUGCGCAAGAUAAUCUCUUGAACUCUCUGAUCAUCGCCGGGCACUUUAUGAUACCAGAAGUAUGUCUUUUCUUCAACUUCAAACUAUUCCGAGGAAAUCGCGCCACCAAAGUAUCCGCAGAAGAUUUUGAUGCGUUUGGUAGCCCAAACUUACCACCAUUGGCAACUGUAUCCUCUACAAAGACCAAUGUCCUGUGGCAUCGCGUUCAUAGAUCCGUCGAUCUCAGACCCUUUACCAUCCAGACGAGUCUGGAUACAGCACAUGUAGCCUGUCUACGCGUGUUCCCAGGCAUUACACCAGCGAUGGUGGAUGCAGUCCUGCGUUUGGAAGGCCUUAAAGGGCUAGUACUCGAGACUUUUGGAGCCGGAAAUACUCCAGGCGGACCAGAUAGCGCAAUGACUAAAUGCUUAGCAGACGCAGUGAAAAGGGGGAUUGUGAUUGUAAAUGUCACACAGUGUUUAAGUGGCAGUGUCAGCGCCCUAUACGCACCAGGGGCAUUCCUUGGCCGUGCUGGAGUCGUCUUUGGCCAAGAUCUAACCUCAGAAGCAGCGCUCACCAAAUUGGCCUACCUUCUUGCACUACCGGAUGCUACACCCGAGGAAGUUGCGAAGCGCAUGUCUAUUUCGCUACGUGGCGAGCUUACUGAGACGACACGAACCCAUUUUGAGCACCCAUCAAGGAGCGGUGUUCUUACCCCUGAGCUCUCAAGUCUUACAGCGCUCGGCUAUGCUGUUCAAAAAGGCGAUCUGCAAGCGACGAAAGACAUUAUUAGAGGAGAGCCUCGAUGGCUACUCAACGAUGCCGAUUAUCAGAUGAACAGUCCUGUACAUCUUGCGGCAACAAGCCCGAAUGUUGAGAUUCUGCGAGACUUUCUAGCCCAAGGCGCCUCCGUGCAUCUUCGAAACCGAUCAGGAAAUACCCCGCUCUUCUUGGCCGCAGCCGCUGGCUUACCAGAUCACGUACAGACAUUAAUCGACGCAGGAGCCCAUCUUCACAGCGAUGAAGUCAGUGCCGCAAAGCUGCAUGCAUCAGAGGGCGACGGCAACGCUGAAGUUUGGGCACGUGUGAUUGGAUAA
This is a messenger RNA of Alternaria burnsii, 1572 nucleotides long. RefSeq names its product asparaginase-domain-containing protein. The transcript has 3 exons. The record is from RefSeq and is a predicted model, not a curated record. Bases 1 to 1572 code for a protein of 523 amino acids. Gene Ontology annotation, molecular function: asparaginase activity; protein binding. NCBI's taxonomy places the organism in Eukaryota, Fungi, Ascomycota, Dothideomycetes, Pleosporales, Pleosporaceae.